CUUCGAGUCCCUCGCUCGCCUCCUGGUCUCGCCGGAGCGCACCGAGUGCCUCUUUAGCGGGAGCCAAUAUCCUUUUGUGCUAAUAGGCUUGUCCUCAUUUGCUGCCUAAUUGGACUAUAUAAAGCCAAUAACAGGCGGGCUCUUAUAGCCCGAAGCCAAAGCGCCAAAAUCCUAGGAAAGGCGAGGAGGGGGUGGUGGCGGAGGCGGCUGCGGGGCCGGGGCUCGCCUGUGCCUUCGCCUGCCUAAUCCCAUUUGCCAUUGUACGCGCCCAAUCGCCGUAUACUCCCUGCAUUUAACUUGGAUGACAUUUUGAUUUCAUCAUUAGCAUCCGGCGCCGGAUUGACGCAGCCCCAAGCCGGGGACUGCUCUUGCUGCCUCCUCCCCGGGAGCUGUAGCCGCCGCCGAGCCGCCUCUCUCCCUCGGUGCCGCGGCAGGGCCGCUCCCCGCCCCUCACCACCCCUCCCCAUGCGAGCCCUCCCGGCCGGGUCUUCACCCCGCCCUCGCGCCUCUGGAUUUGCGCCCGGGGCGGCCCUCGGCUUUGCGCCCCGCAGUUGAGUUCCGUUUAUGGUCUGAUUUCCGGCCGCCCACCUGCCCGCCCGGCCGCUAGCCUGUCCUGCUCCCUCCCUCGCGGGGACCCGGAGGAGAGGGGACCAUGCCAGAGCCCGGGCCGGACGCCCCCGGCACAGCUAGCGCGCAGCCCCCGCCGCCGCCGCCCCCGCCUCCCGCGCCCAAGGAGUCCCCGUUCUCCAUCAAGAACCUGCUCAACGGAGACCACCACCGGCCGCCCCCUAAGCCUCAGCCGCCCCCACGGACGCUCUUCGCUCCGGCCUCGGCCGCCGCCGCUGCCGCCGCCGCUGCCGCCGCGGCCAAGGGGGCCCUGGAGGGCGCCGCAGGCUUCGCGCUCUCGCAGGUGGGCGACUUGGCUUUUCCCCGCUUUGAGAUCCCGGCGCAGAGGUUUGCCCUGCCCGCGCACUACCUGGAGCGCUCCCCGGCCUGGUGGUACCCCUACACCCUGACCCCCGCCGGUGGCCACCUCCCGCGACCUGAAGCGUCGGAGAAGACCCUCCUGCGAGACUCCUCCCCCGCCUCCGGCACUGACCGCGACUCCCCCGAGCCACUGCUGAAGGCCGACCCCGAUCACAAGGAGCUGGACUCCAAGAGCCCGGACGAGAUCAUUCUAGAGGAGAGCGACUCGGAGGAAGGCAAGAAGGAGGGCGAGGCAGCGCCGGGCGCGGCCGGGGCAAGCGUAGGAGCGGCGGCGGCGGCGGGCGCGGAGGACUGGAAGAAGGGCGCCGAGAGCCCCGAGAAGAAGCCGGCCUGCCGCAAGAAGAAGACGCGCACGGUCUUCUCGCGCAGCCAGGUCUUCCAGCUCGAGUCCACCUUCGACAUGAAGCGCUACCUGAGCAGCUCGGAGCGCGCAGGCCUGGCGGCAUCGCUGCACCUCACGGAGACGCAGGUCAAGAUCUGGUUCCAGAACCGCCGCAACAAGUGGAAGCGGCAGCUGGCGGCCGAGCUGGAGGCGGCCAACCUGAGCCACGCGGCGGCGCAGCGCAUCGUGCGGGUGCCCAUCCUCUACCACGAGAACUCGGCGGCCGAGGGUGCGGCCGCCGCGGCCGCGGGGGCCCCGGUGCCCGUCAGCCAGCCGCUGCUCACCUUUCCGCACCCGGUCUACUACUCGCACCCCGUGGUCUCGUCCGUGCCGCUGCUACGGCCUGUCUGAGGCCCGAGAGGGGAGGAGGAGGGAGCGCCCGGCCCCCUUCCCAGACCCCGGAGGAGACUGGGCCGGGCCGAGGGCGGCGAGACGUCCAGCGGCCUUCGGGAACCGGGGCGUCGGCGCGCUGCCCCGGCCUCCCUCCCCCAAUUGGUAGCGUUUUGUAAGUAUUUGCAAUGCAUUUUCGUGCAAUUCACCCCUAAUGGAUUUGAGGCGCUUCCCCUCUUACUUUUGGUUUUGGUUAAUAUUAAGAGAGCAGGAAAAACAUACAAUUCCCCAGUCGAAUAUUUCAACCGAAAGCUUUUUGGAAUAUGAGCAACCCUCCCCCCCCAGUUUGCAUUCCGCUGUGGCUUUUUGGUUUUAUUUUUAUAGAAGACAAAUUAGCUAAAAAAAACCCCAGAACCCCUCUA
Messenger RNA from Phyllostomus discolor (pale spear-nosed bat), 2121 nucleotides. It is a transcript of the gene HMX3, whose product is annotated as H6 family homeobox 3. The record is from RefSeq and is a predicted model, not a curated record. NCBI's taxonomy places the organism in Eukaryota, Metazoa, Chordata, Mammalia, Chiroptera, Phyllostomidae. The coding region runs from base 653 to 1720 and encodes 355 amino acids. Gene Ontology annotation, biological process: regulation of transcription by RNA polymerase II. Gene Ontology annotation, cellular component: nucleus. Gene Ontology annotation, molecular function: RNA polymerase II transcription regulatory region sequence-specific DNA binding; DNA-binding transcription factor activity, RNA polymerase II-specific. The transcript is spliced from 2 exons.